This is a messenger RNA of Melopsittacus undulatus (budgerigar), 3972 nucleotides long. It is a transcript of the gene WDR6, whose product is annotated as WD repeat domain 6. Gene Ontology annotation, biological process: tRNA methylation. NCBI's taxonomy places the organism in Eukaryota, Metazoa, Chordata, Aves, Psittaciformes, Psittaculidae. Gene Ontology annotation, cellular component: cytoplasm. The transcript has 6 exons. The record is from RefSeq and is a predicted model, not a curated record. Gene Ontology annotation, molecular function: protein binding. The coding region runs from base 34 to 3342 and encodes 1102 amino acids.
GCGAAUCAGUGGGGUGGAGAUGCCAUUGCUAACAUGGAGUCAGUGGCUUUGGUGGCGCCGGUGACGGCGCUGGAGUUCGCGGGGGAUGUGUUGCUGGCGGGCACGGGCCCGGAGGUGGUGGCGUUCCGACUCAGCGGAGGCGGGAUAGCGGCGCGACGGAACGUGCUGCGUGAGGCCAGCGUGCUGGGGCUGAGGCCGGACCGCGACCCCGGGGCGGCGGCGGGGCGGGUGGCGGUGUUCGGUGGGCGCUGGCUGGCGGUGCUGGGUGUGCGGGCCGGCGGGGCGCGGUUGGCUGUGUGCGGCGGCGGCGAGGUGCGGGCGGUGCGGGAGCGGGUGUGGGAGGUGCGGUGGGUCCCGGGCGGGCUGUUGGUGCUGGCGCUGGGCAGCGGGACCGUGGCGCUGUACGAGUGGCGGGGCGGUGGGCGCUGGCUGCGGUGGGCGAGCUGCGACGGGACCGGGGCGCUGCGCUGCGCCGUGCUGGCGGGCACGGGCUGGAAGCGGCUGGCGCUGGCGGCCGGGACGGCGAUGGGGACAGUGGUGGUGUGGCGGGUGGCAGCGGCCAAGGUCCCGCAGAUGCGGCUGUGUGGGCACUGUGGCACGGUACUGGCGCUCUGCUACUCAGCGCCGCGGGGACUGCUCGCUUCUGCCUCCGAGGACCGCAGUGUGCGGCUCUGGGCUGUGGGUGACCUGAGUGGCGAGCAGGGGGCUUGGGACGGCUCCUGCCUGCUCGUGUGCUACGGGCACGGUGCGCGGGUGGCCGCCGUGGUGCUGCGGGGUCAGUGCCCGGUCAGCGCCGGUGAAGACGGUGCCUGCCUGGAGUGGGACGACGGCGGCUACGUGUGGCGGAACCGGCGCGGUCACCGCGGGGCUCUGCGCGCCCUGGCUCUACGUCCCGCCGGCGGCUGCCUCGCCACGGGCGGCGAUGACGGCGGCGUCCGGCUCUGGCGGCCCCGGCGGGCGGCCGCGGCCUCGGCGACGAAGCUGGGGUGUCCGCUGCGGCCGCGGUCUGUGCUGCUGGCUGGGCCGCGGCGGGUGCUGGUGCUGGGGGAGGCGGGCGGGCUGGUGGCCUACGAGGCGGCGUCGGGGCGCUGGGCUCCAGUGCUGCCCCCCGCUGCCGGCGGGCCCCGUGCGAUGCUGGCGGCCGCCCCGCUGCCCGAUGGGGAGGACACGCUCUGUGCCCUGGCCGGUGGCGAUGGGCGACUCCUGCUCUUCUCCCUGAGCUGCCCCGGGGACACCACCGAGCUGAGACUGUUCGAGGGGGCCGUGCACGGGCUGGGCUGGGCCCCCCACCCUGGGCUGCCGCCCAGUGCCUCCUCCCUGCUGGCCUCCGGGCCCGACGGAGAGAUGCUGUGGCUGAAUGUCACCCACCGGCCCGGGCGGGCACCCCGGGUGCAGGUCAUGGGACGGUACCUGCUGCCACUCUGCAAGCAGCGCUGGCAUACCUGUGCAGCAUUCCUGCAAGGACAGCUCCUGCUCUGUGGGGACCGCCGGGGGUCCCUCCUCCUCUUCCCGUGCAGCAGGUCCUCAGGACAGGCUGCGGAAAGCACCAGCAUUGCCAGUGGCAACACUGACCCGGUUGUCGAGGAUGCCACCAACCGUGUCUGUGAGGAUACCAGCAGUGAGCUGGAGCUGUCUUGCUUGUCACACAAAGAAGCUCUUCCCCUCGAGGCCCCGCUGUCAGUGCUCUUUGGGCUUCAUGGGAAGACUGGGGUUACCUCAGUGACCUGCCAUGGGGGCUACAUUUACAGCACAGGCCGGGACGGGGUGUACCGGCAGCUCCGUGUGCGGGACCAGCAGCUGGAGGUACUGUGGAAGCACAGGCCCUGCAAAGGGCUGCAGUGGAUCGAAGAGCUGCGCUUCACCACAGAUGGGGACCUGCUAGUUCUGGGUUUUCACGCUGACAACUUCGUGGUGUGGAGCAGCCGGAUGGGUGAGAACCUCCACUGCAUCCCCUGCGGUGGGGGGCACCGCUCCUGGAGCUACUGCAGCAGCCCCGAGGCCGAGACUGUUGCUUUCGUCAAGUGUGGGGAUGUGCUGCUGUACCAGUGUGGGGUUGAGCCCCGUGAGCAGCAGGUGCUGCUGCCGUCACUGCACGGGCGGGAGAUUACCUGCGUGCGGCGCCUCGGUGCAGUGGAGGUGCCUGGCCGUGCUGCCAUUAACGUCUUUGUCACGGGCAGUGAGGAUACCACGGCCUGUGUUCUGGUGCUCAGUGAGUGCUCCCAGGCUGCUGUGCCCCUUGCCCGGCUCAGUGACCACGUUUCCAGUGUGAGGGCACUGGUGCUGGCUGGUCCCGUGGGACCUGGUGAGGAAGGCUUUGAUGAUGAGGGUUUGUCCACCCUGCUCUUCUCUGCGGGGGGCCGGGCGCAGAUCGAGUGCUACCGGCUGCUGUGUGCUGCGGACCCAGCCUCCGAAGGUGCUGUUGGCUGCCAGGUCAUCCACGUGGCUUCCCACCGGCUGGACGAGCACUGGGAGCGGAAGAAGAAUAGGCACAAGCUCGUCAAGAUGGACCCAGAGACAAGGUAUAUGUCCCUCUCAGUCAUACCUGGGACCAGCACCAAGCAGAUGCCGACUCCCUGGAAGUUCCUGGCUGCCGCCUGCAGUGAUGGAUCAGUCCGGGUCUUCAGGCUGCUGGAGGCCGCCCGGAAGCUGGUGUUGGUGGCAGAGUCAUUUCAUCACCAGCGCUGCGUGCUGAAGGUGGAGGCGUUCCUGCACACACGGGCAGGAGGGGAGAGGAGGCACCUCCUGUGCAGCGCAGCCACUGACGGCGGCAUCGCCUUCUGGGACAUCACCAGCCCCAUCAUGGAUGCAGUGGAUGCCCUGAACAAAGCAGAGGGAGAAGUGAAGCCCUUGUCUCUGGGAGCCCCACUGCUCACUGUGAUGGCCCAUAGCUGUGGCGUGAACAGCCUGCACAUCUAUGAAACACUGGAGGGACGGUACCUGGUGGCCAGUGGCAGUGAUGAUGGCUCCAUCCACAUCUGCCUGCUGGAGGUCACCCUAGAUGGGGACAACCCCAUGGCGGGGACCUGCCUGCACAUUCUGGAGCUGGUGGCCCAGCCCUUUGCCCAUGCUGCGCAUGUGAUGGGGAUCCGGGUGCUGCGGCCAGACCUGCUGCUCUCUGCCUCGGUGGACCAGCGCCUGAUUCUGUGGCAGCAUGGCCCGAGGGGCCUGGAAGAGCUCAGCACAACCUUCUUCAAUGUGCCUGACCUGGCUGAGCUGGACUGCUGGGAGGGGAUAGAGGCCAGUGGGGAGCAGUGGCUCUAUUGUGUGCUCUGUGGGCAGGGGCUGGAGAUGCUGCGUGGCACAAUGCCCCCAGAGCCCCCUCCAUCAGAGCCUCCCCAGUAGCAGGGCAAGUGUGGCCCAAUCGGUUCCCUGCACUUGUGCUGGGCCCACUACCACGGCCUCUGUGCCACCCUCCAUGCUGAUGUGCCCUUGAGGGCACAGGCAUGCUUGGCUCCUUGGGGACAGCGCAGCCACACCUGCAGUGCUCAAGGCUGGUAAUCUCAGGGGGGAAAGCAGAGUUGACCCCUCCUGGACAAGCUGCAGCUCCCCAGGCAAUAAAGGAGGAGUGGGGUCCACAGCCUAACCUGCCCAGGAGGAAUUCCUUCACCCCAAGAUGGGAGGAACCCAUGUCCAGGCUUUCCAGCCCUAGUCCCGUAGAGGAUUGAGUGCUUGAGGGCAGCAGGAGGGCAAGACUGGGCAAUGGUGCAGCAUGUAGCAGGCUGCAGCUUCUGGUCUUUGGGAUAGGGCCCUGUGGAACAGCCCUGCCCCUGCAUUGCUGGGGACUGUACUGACACAAGUAGGGAUAGGUUCUUUGGAGCCCCACAUGGGACUCUGUUAGAAUCAGGCACACACACAUGCAUUUGUCCAGCAGCAAAUGUAUUGGACCCCAGUGUCGGGGCCUGGGCCAGGGAUCAAUAGGAGCUGCCUGCCAGCAAGAAGCAACCUUCAAUAAACAGCUUGGAAGAAAGCACA